Molecule: messenger RNA, 1872 nt
Organism: Cygnus atratus (black swan)
Lineage: Eukaryota; Metazoa; Chordata; Aves; Anseriformes; Anatidae
Gene: TMEM252
Product: transmembrane protein 252
Exons: 2
Coding region: 58-591 (177 amino acids)
Source: RefSeq, a predicted model, not a curated record
GAGACAGACAGCAAACAAACAACACACGGGAGCUCAGUGCUGUGUCUGUGGGGAAAGAUGAAGAAGUUUGUUUUUUGCUUCAUUCGUGUUUCUGUGCUUUUGCUCAGUUUCUCCAUCAUUUGUCUGGGAGUCCUUUGCAUUUACACCAGUUCCUCUGUGUGCAGAUGCGAGAACAACAAGCUGGUUGUUUAUUUCCUGUUAGCUGUGGGGUUCUUGCUCCUUGUGGCUGGCAUUUUCUGGAGCACAGUCCAUGAAGCCAUGAAAUAUAGGGGCUUCAGCAGCAUCUUCAUGAGAAAUCUCAGCCUUAGAGAGCUCCGUGUCAGCACCAUAGACAGGCCAGACUUCUACCCGCCAUCCUACGAGGACAGCACAGAUCCUGAAAAGCAGACCUUCCCAUUGCCAGCAGUCUCCACACUGAAGGAGCAAGAAGUCAUCGACAUCCCCCCGCCGCUGUACAGCAAGCGCAGCACGGAGUCCGCCGGUGAAAAUACUGAGGGAGAGCAGCCCCCACCCUAUGAAUUAGCUGCUGGCCAGGACUCGAGCCCAGGGGGGGAGCCAAAUACUGGUGCACCCACUCAAGAUGUUUGCUGACAGCGUGGAGGCUGCCAAGGGACCUCCAAGAGAGUAGGGGAGACAUGGACAGAGGUGUGUGUCGGUGCUGCCUGAUGCUGCACCACAAGGCCGCCCCAGAAAAGCACUGACUGUCCUGGUAUUUGGGUGAAGUUGGAAGGGUGUAUGUAAAAAGUUGCUCUGUGUUUCAAAGCAGCAGGAGGGUCUCCAUCCCGCAGGGGUUUGCUGAGCGAGGAGGUACCUCCCGUCGUGGUCACCGUGCUCGUUCAGCUGGGAACAGACACCCUAGCACCAUGCUCUGUGUGGCCAUUCAGCCUGCAGGGCUCGGAGCUGCCACAAUGCUUACAAGAGAGCAAACAAGCUGUCCACAGCAUUCAGAAAACCAGGAGGUAAGGUGCAUAUCAGAGGAGAUGUGCUUCAUUGUUACUGCACAGCCUGAGGGAAGCACCCACUGGGGAUUGCUGCUCCCCUGGUGCAUCAAGGACAGACCCCAUCCCUACCCCCAGGCGUGAGGGUUUGCUGCUCUGAUGGUCUGUGCCUCUAAAUGCUGUGUGAAAUUGCAGAUUCUUCGGGGAAAAAUGUAACACUAAAUGGGUCUGAGAGCCAGAGUCAGUCGCUGUCAAGGUCAAUCAGAAAUCAUCUAUCGGUUUCAUUGGAACUAUAAUAAUAGUGCAGUUUUAAAGCUUGAUACCAAAGCUAUUCUACCCAAAAGGCACAAUGGGCUUUGCUGGUGUCUGAGAUUUUCAGCAGGAUACAGAAAUAUGCCUGCAAGACUGCCAUUCUUACAGAAUCAAAGGAUAUACUGUGAGAAUCAUACUCAACAGAAAAAAAAAGAUACCACUGCUUAAUAUUUUGUUUUUUGAAAUGGCCAUAAAUGAAAAGCCCAACUAGCUACUUUCAUUUUCAUAAAACAUCUUAUUGCUUUUCUGCCUCUCAUACAACAGAGGUACUAUUGAGAUAGGAACUGACGUACUGUAUCUUAGAAAAGUCAAUGUCACAGGCAAUAGGAGUAAUUUCCUAUGCUGCUAGGUGGAUGCUAGUCAUGGAGCUUUGUGCUGCUAUCAAUCUUAAAAUGUCUUCUGCCUUACAAGGAGUUUUGGCUGUAAAUCCUCAUUUGUGUUUUUUUAACAUUAUCUGAUUUGCAAAACCUAUUAAUUCAUGAGCUUUUGUCUGGAAUUUUUAACAUUUACAGUAAUUGAAUAUUUUUGUAAUAUAUGUCUUUGAAGCUACUUGUUUUAUUUUGGGGUAAUAAUAGCAGGUAUUUUACUAUGGAUUUCAUUAAUAAAUUUUGUAUUUAAAACC